Messenger RNA from Carassius carassius (crucian carp), 3681 nucleotides. Its product is annotated as leukemia inhibitory factor receptor-like. Bases 252 to 3056 code for a protein of 934 amino acids. The record is from RefSeq and is a predicted model, not a curated record. Gene Ontology annotation, molecular function: cytokine receptor activity; cytokine binding. Gene Ontology annotation, biological process: cytokine-mediated signaling pathway. The transcript has 19 exons. Gene Ontology annotation, cellular component: signaling receptor complex; membrane; external side of plasma membrane. Lineage: Eukaryota; Metazoa; Chordata; Actinopteri; Cypriniformes; Cyprinidae.
CCAAUUUGGGAGCGAUUAUGGGAAUCCGGUUUGGUUCCUUUAGUUUUAGACAGUCGUCUGGACGUCCAUGUGCUGCUAAUAAUCCAAACACACCGGAUCGCUCAUUUAAAGGAUAUAACCGGGUGAUUUCGAAGACAUAGACUACUAAAACAUCAAGGGUUGAAAAGCGGGAGAGGACUGGAAGUUCUGGUUUUUCAGGGAAUAAUAGGAGACUAAGUGUAGGGGUAAGGUCUUGUUCUGGAUUGGUCAGUAUGCAGAGCUGGGUGACUCUGGCUCUUUUGCUGAGCUUCGGGGUCAAUCGCUACCUCGCACAGAACGGUUUGGGUGAACCUCCUGUGCCUCGUGGUUUAACCUUAAAACCCGAUUUACCAGCACAGACUCUUUCUUUGACAUGGCAGAGUGACUCAUGGCUUUUUGACCUGGAGGUUUUCCACACCGAGCUCAUGAAUGUGGUGCUGAAUGAGACGGUGGCAGUUCAAACAGAUCCUGUGACAAGAAUGCAUAGCUGGACUUGGCACUCUCCGUUACCCUUGGAGUGCACUUCUCAUUCUGUUCGCAUCAGAGCACGAAACCAGCAGUCGGUCAGCCAGUGGAGCCCCCUUCAGACCAUUCCAGGGUGGGAUAUUCCUAAGAAGUCUUACAUGUUUCCCCAAGAUAAAAUGGUUCCUGUGGGCAGUAACAUGACCUUCUGCUGUAUUGUUAACGAAAAGGAAGAUUUCAAAGAAAUGAAGUAUGGGCGUCAGGAAAUGAACGCCACACGACUGAGCAGAAGAACGUAUGCCAUCACAGUAACCAACCAGCCAGCGUCUGACAACACGGGCACCAACGUGAUCUGCUCUUCCCAAAAGUUGCAGAUCCUCACAGGAGCUGUGGUGUUCGUAGGCUAUCCACCGGGCGAUGAGGGCUUGGUCUGCGAGACGAGGGACCUGGCAUCCGCAGAAUGUUCUUGGAAAAAAGGACGAGACACUCACUUGAAAAUAAAGCGCAGCCACACUAAUUACACCCUUAAUGGAAGGGACUGUUUGGAGGCUAAUGAAAGGAAGACGUGGUGUAGCUCGAAGAUCUGGGAGGAGAACUGGACUCUGGUGGCUCGAAAUCCUCUAGGAACAGUCCAGCUAACGGACUCGGCCCAACUCACUGACCGCGUACAUCUGUUGGCUCCAGUGGAUGUGGUAGCUGUUAAAGGCGAGGCGUGGAGCGUCACACUGCAGUGGAGCUGGUCUGUGGAGGCGUAUAAAAAGCUGGAGAUGGUCUGCCAGCUGCGGCUCUUCGCUCAUGAACUUUCCAGCACACGUAACUACGAUGGUCCAGGUUUAUCUUCUGUGGUGCUGGAGGGUUUGUGGCCAGAUGUGGAUUACACUGUGACAGUGCGCUGCGGCUCCAAGCACGGUUUCUGGAAGUGGGGGGAUGAGAGCGCCCCCUACAGGAUCCACACUAAAAUGGACCGUCCUGAUGCUCUUGAUGUCUGGAUGUGGAUGGAUGGCAGUAACACAGGACGUGUGUUUUGGAAACCUCUGUCUGUGAGAGAAAGUCACGGUGCAUUAGUCGGCUACGAGGUUUCUCAGAGCUCAGCCGAGGAGGACGGCUGGAAAAUGGUUUCUCUUCCUCCUGGGAACUUCAGCUAUCCCAUAAUCCUUAACAACAGCAGUGACAUCACCGUUGCCGUGGCCGCACGAAAUCCAGCUGGUCUCUCUCAGCCUUCCACUGUGACCACACCAGCAUACAGAGCAGACUCCCAGCUGUCUGUGUCUGAGCUGUUAGGCACUAAUGGAUCAUUUGUCCUGUCCUGGGAGCCUGAUGUCAAUGCGAGCAGAGGGUACGCUGUGGAGUGGGUCCCGACUGGCUGCAGUGGACUCUGCCGCGUCGACUGGAAGAAACUUCCAGAAUCAGCCAGCAGCUUCACAGUGAACUCAGACUGUCUGGUGGCAGGAGUGAGGUACACCGUAUCCGUGUACUCUCUCUCGACCGGCGCUCCUACGCUGCUGCAGAGAUGGCAGGGAUACUCACAGGAGAUGAUUCCUUCUCAGUCGGUCGCGGAGCUGUUACUCAAUCAGACUGGCUCUGACGUGCUGCUGUCUUGGAAAGCCACCGAGAUGAAACAGCACAGAGGCUUCAUACGUGGAUACACCAUCUACCUGGCAAACGCUGCACAUCUGGAUCUCAUCGCUAAUAUCACUGAUCCUGCAGUGCAGUCGUACAGGGUGAAGGGUUUGUCUCUGAGCUCGUAUAAGUUCGUAGUGAAGGCCUACACCUCUGCUGGGGAGGACGGGGGGGCCACUGUGGCCAUUAAAAUGGAGAUGGACACAGCUGACAUGCUGUUUGUUGGCAUUCUCGUGCCGUUGGGAAUCAUGUUCUGCUGUCUCAUCCUCGUCAGCAUCUGCUGCUACAGCAAGAGAGAGUGGGUAAAGAAGUCUUUCUAUCCUGAAAUCCCUGGACCUAAAGUAUCUGGAGACUGGUCCUCUCCACGGGGUCCUCUGGAUGUCAAGCCCUCUCCUCACAGUCUGGUCCACAUUGUGGAGAAUCCAGGGUGGGGUUUCUCUAAGGAAGGUCUGUUCCCGGUCCCAGAGGAAGAGGAGGAGUCUGAGAAAGACAACAUGGAGGUCGACACGGACUCGGAUGAGCCGGCCCUGCUGAGAUACUACAAACAGGUGGUCGAUGACAGCUCGCACAGUAACCAGGUGUUAGACUCCUCUGGUUCCUCGACCCUAUCAGUGGGCUCCACGCAGACUGAAAUCACCUACGCAGGCAUCCAGAACCCCAUCCCCUCGCAGGGGGCGUGUGCUGGCGGAGGUUACAGGCCUCAAUUGCAGUCCGUAGAAGGUCCAGCCGAGCCCCAAAUCGAAUUCGAAGCCGACUUCCAAGACGAUGGCUUGAAUGCAGGCUACAAACCCCAGUGUUCCUGGCAGCUGGAUUCUCCAGAGGCGGAAAACUUAAGCGGUUCGCUUGGCAGCCCGACAUCGGUCACAUCAUCCCAAUUCCUCAUCCCAGAAUCCUCUGAAGAGAAACCACAGCCUUCAAACACCUGGUUCCACAAUUUUCUCUCUGGAAAAACCUGAGAAGGCACUAGCUUUUAUUUUUCACUUUCGUUUUGUGCCGUCCACCUUUACCAAGGAUGUUUUUCGUUUUUUUUUAGGCUUUGUGCCCUAACUGGAAAUCCCUCAUAUUUACAUAAUCAGCAUCACUACUGUUUCUCAAGUUCUUGUGAUACUGACCAGACAGGUGAAAGACUACUGGAGAGCUGAAGGUGGUCGUAUCUUCUCGUGCUCGUUUGGAGCAGUAUGACGUUUUCCUUUAGGAUCGUCGCUUCUAUUCAUACGACAGUGUUUGUGCUUCCUUCUUGCAGUGUUUAUUGGAGUGAUCGCAGUAAAUCUACAUCCUUACAGCAUUAUAUUGCUAUAUUGCUUUUCUUCAGUCCUUAUUUUACUAACAGUUUUGUGGCAGUCAGACGUAGUUGAUUGACUCUAGCAGGUUUGCAUACAUUUCUCUCGUAAAACAGGCUGCUUUGCAUUUGAAAAGGUCAAAACCAGUGCAUUUAAGGCUUGUUUUUAAAGCUGCAUCGUGAUUAAAAAAAAAUUGUAUGUAGCUUCAUGCAACUUUCUCGAAUUUUGAUGUCUGUUUAAGCAGACACAUGUGGAAUAAGCUGACAUAUCAAAAGGAAAAUGGGAGAAACUUGUCUCUGUU